This is a messenger RNA of Auanema sp. JU1783, 1560 nucleotides long. The record is from the annotation of a GenBank genome assembly. NCBI's taxonomy places the organism in Eukaryota, Metazoa, Nematoda, Chromadorea, Rhabditida, Rhabditidae.
UUGGGAACAACAGCAACUCCGGCUCCAACUUCCACUAUUGGAUCUUCCUCUACCUUAGCUCAAACAUCCACAGCAACCACAAGUGCAUCCAUGCAGAGUUCUUCUAUUUCUUCGACGGCUCAGACAUCGACUCAACCCAGCCUAACUACAUCGGGUUGCCCACCUGUUAUCUGUGAAGGAGAUAUUGCCGUGAGUUACGAGCUUCUGAAAACAUCUAGUCCUAAGUACGUCUACAACUUGAGAGCUAAUGGAAGAAAGAGUGCGAUGAUCAUCUUGGGUGACCUAACUUCUGAAAUUGACAGCGCAGUCGACUCAGUGAAUACUUUGAAAACAGCUGGUUUUUCAAUUUUCACCAUUUCUGAUUCACCUGAUUUCGCUAAGCUUGCAACUAACAGUAGCUACUACUUUCCGUUUGUUCAAGAUCCAACUGGUAUCGCCCAAACGAUAGCCGACAGUUUCUGCACCCCCAAUCCAUGCUACUCAACGACUUCGCAAAUGACGACCAGCAGUCAAACAACUACUGAAACUUUAGCAGUUCCAUCUCCAUCCACCACAGUCCAAACAUCAACUGCCGGCACGACACCAACUACAGCUCAAACUUCUACUUUGGGAACAACAGCAACUACAGGACAAACUUCUACUUUGGGAACAACAGCAACUACGGCUCAAACUUCCACGAUAGGAACAUCACCAACUACAGUUCAAACUUCCACUAUGGGAUCGUCUUCUACCUUAGUCCAGACAUCUACAAUAGGCUCCACUUUGACUUCCACUAGUCCGAGUUUGAUGAGUACAACGCCAUGUGUUGUGGUAACAACAUCAACUUUAGCUAGUACCACUGCUACCAUGCCGAGCCCUACGUCGGAUCCAGUUUGUCCUGGAGGCGCGUGUGUCUAUAAUGGUGACAUAUCUAUUCUUUAUGAACAAACAAGUCUUGAGAAACAAGACGAGAUAACAAGCUAUGUAGCAGCAAUAGCAUCCUCGUUGUACUUCAGUAUUGGUGGCGCUACAAGAAUAACUGUUAUACCUUACCCAUUCAGUGUUUCUUAUUAUCCUCCUCCAGAUUGGACAGCUGUAAAAACACUCGCCGGAUUGAAUAGCACACUUGAAAUAUAUGAAUUGAGUUGGGAUGACUCAGCUACCGACCCAGACAUGUCAAGUGCAAUGAACUAUCUCUACCAAAAUUUAACUCAAACUAGUCGCCCACUUAGAACUGCAACUAUUAUAGGUUACAACAACCAGGACGUGGGUACAGACGUUACCACUCAAGCUAAGAAAAGCUUGACUGACUCUGGUUAUAAAAUAUACACUAUUUCUCUGGAUGGCCAAGGAGGUUUAUCAAGUUUAGCAAGCGAAAGGAACUUCGAUGCAACGAGUUUGGAUCAAGUUAAAACAGCUGCAGAUCAAAUCGCUCUUUCUGGAAUUCCAUCAGCAUGUUGUCCUACUCUAACAUCCAUCACCGCGUUCAGACCCGAAACGUCACAAUAUUCUUCAAAAUCUGCCUUCGGCAACAAACAAAGCAUGGAGUAUUGUAAAUCUAUCUGUAAUCUAAUCCAAUAA